This is a messenger RNA of Macaca mulatta (Rhesus monkey), 2762 nucleotides long. RefSeq names its product homeostatic iron regulator (gene HFE). Lineage: Eukaryota; Metazoa; Chordata; Mammalia; Primates; Cercopithecidae. Gene Ontology annotation, biological process: response to iron ion starvation; regulation of iron ion transport. The record is from RefSeq and is a predicted model, not a curated record. Gene Ontology annotation, molecular function: transferrin receptor binding. Gene Ontology annotation, cellular component: external side of plasma membrane.
UUCUGAAGACCUAUUGCUUUUCACCAGGAAGUUUUACUGGGCAUCUCCUGAGCCUAGGCAAUAGCUGUAGGGUGACUUCUGGAGCCAUCGCCGUUUCCCCGCCCCACCAAAGAAGCGGAGACUUAAAGGGGACGUGCAGUCAGAGCUGGGGAAAUGGGCCCGCGAGCCAGGCCGGCGCUUCUCCUCCUGAUGCUUUUGCAGACCGCGGUCCUGCAGGGGCGCUUGCUGCGUUCACACUCUCUGCACUACCUCUUCAUGGGUUCCUCAGAGCAGGACCUUGGUCUUUCCCUGUUUGAAGCUUUGGGCUAUGUGGACGACCAGCUGUUCGUGUUCUAUGAUCAUGAGAGUCGCCGUGUGGAGCCCCGAACUCCAUGGGUUUCCGGUAGAACGUCAAGCCAGAUGUGGCUGCAGCUGAGUCAGAGUCUGAAAGGGUGGGAUCACAUGUUCACUGUUGACUUCUGGACUAUUAUGGAAAAUCACAACCACAGCAAGGUGCCUCCUUUGGUGAAGGUGACACAUCAUGUGACCUCUUCAGUGACCACUCUACGGUGUCGGGCCCUGAACUACUACCCCCAGAACAUCACCAUGAAGUGGCUGAAGGAUAGGCAGCCAAUGGAUGCCAAGGAGGUCGAACCUAAAGACGUAUUGCCCAAUGGGGAUGGGACCUACCAGGGCUGGAUAACCUUGACUGUACCCCCAGGGGAAGAACAGAGAUAUACUUGCCAGGUGGAGCACCCAGGCCUGGAUCAGCCCCUCCUUGCUUUCUGGGAGCCCUCACCAUCUAGAACUCUAGUCAUUGGAGUCAUCAGUGUAAUUGCUGUUUUUGUCAUCAUCUUGUUCAUUGGAAUUUUGUUCAUAAUAUUAAGGAAGAGGCAGACUUCAAGAGGAGUCAUGGGGCACUACGUCUUAGCUGAACGUGAGUGACACGCAGCCUGCAGACUCAUCGUGGGAAGGACACAAAACUAGAGAUUCAAAAAGGGAGUGCACUUAUGGAGCUCUUCAUGUUUCAGGACAGAGUUGAACCUAAACAUAGAAAUCGCCUGAAGAACUCCUUGCUUUUAGCUUUCUCUGUUCAUUUCCUCAAAAAUAUUUCCCCAUUUAGGUUUCUGAUUCCUGCACGCCAGUGAUCCCCAGCUGUGACCUCUCCCCUGGAACUGCCUCUCAUGAACCUCAAGCUGCAUCUGCUUCCUUCAUUUCCUCCAUCACCUCAGACACAUACACCUAUGUCAUUUCAUUUCCUAUUUUUGGAAGAGGACUCCUUAAAUUUGGGGGACUUACAUGAUUCAUUUUAACAUCUCAGAAAAGCUUUGAAUCCUGGGACAUGGCUAGUCAUAACCUUACCAGAAUUUUACAUAUGUAUCUAGGCAUUUUCUGGACCCGUUCUACUUUUCCUUUGAAUCGUCCCUCUGUGUUACCCAGUAACUCAUCUGUCACCAAGCCAUGGGGAUUCUUUCAUCUGAUUGUUAUGUGAGUUGUAGGCUGUACACUGCACGAAUGGAAGAGGCACCUUUCCCAGAAAAAGCAUCAUGGCUGUCUGUGGGUAUUAUGAUGGGUGUUUUUAGCAGGUAGGAGGCAAAUAUCUUGAAAGGGGUUGCGAAGAGGUGUCUUUUUCUAAUUGGCAUGAAGGUGUCAUACAGGUUUGCAAAGUUUAAUGGUGCCUUCAUUUGGAAUGCUACUCUAGUAUUGCAGACCUGAAGUAUAACAAUAAUUUUCUCCCUGAUCUCUCCUUGUUCUGAUAAUGAAAAUUAUAAGGAUGAUGAUAAUGAUGAUAAAAGCACUUACUUUGUGUCCCACUCUUCUGAGCACCUACUUACAUGCAUUAUUGCAUGCAAUUCUUACAAUAAUUCUAUGAGAUAGGCACUAUUAUCUCAAUUUCUUUUUUAGAUGAAGAAAGUGAAGUAGGCCAGGCACGGUGGCUCACGCCUGUAAUCUCAGCACUUUGGGAGGCUGAGGCGGGUGGAUCACGAGGUCAGGAGAUCCAGACCAUCCUGGCUAACACAAUGAAACCCCGUCUCUACUAAAAAUACAAAAAAAUUAGCCGGGCCUGGUGGCAGGCACCUGUAGUUCCAGCUACUGGGGAGGCUGAGGCAGGAGAAUGGCAUGAACCCGGGAGGCAGAGCUUGCAGUGAGCGGAGAUCUCGCCACUACACUCCAGCCUGAGUGAUAGAGUGAGACUCUGUCUCAAAAACAAAAGGAAAGAAAAACGAAAAUAGAGUAUCACACAGCUUGCCAGUGAUAGAAACAGGUUUCAAACUCAGUCAAUCUGACCGUAUGAUACAUCUCACACACCACUACAUUCAGGUAGUUUAGAUGCCUAGAGUAAAUAGAGACGGAAGGAGAUGGCUCUUCUAUUGUCUCAUUGUGUUUCUUCUGAGUGAGCUUGAAUCACAUAAAGGGAAACAGCAGAAAACAACCAGCUGAUCCUCAGCUGUCAUGUUUCCUUUAAAAGUCCCCAAGGGAAGGUCCUGGAAUGUGACUCCCUUGCUCCUCUGUUACUCUCUUUGGCAUUCAUUUCUUUGGCCCCUACGCAAGGACUGUAAUUGGUGGGGACAGCUAGUGGUCCUGCUGGGCUUCACACACACUGUCCUCCCUAGGCCAGUGCCUCUGGAGUCAGAACUCUGGUGGUAUUUCCCUCGAUGAACUGGAGUAAACUCUCUCAUUUUGAGAUGAUAAAUGGAAGCCACCAAGUGGAUUAGAGGAUGCCCAGGCCCUGUCAUGGGGCCACUGGGGUUCCAGUGCACAUUAGAAAAAAAAAAAAAAAA